AUGUUAUUUUUUUUCUAUAAUUCAAACGUUUGUUUUCCAAUUUCAGGUUGGUUUGAGGUGCUGCCAGAAAACGGACAACCGGUGGAAUAUUUUGAUACAAUAAAUGCAAUCGUUGGAUUACGACCCAAGCAGUUCCUGGUUCGUACCUCAAUUGUAGGAUAUCAGCUCAGCGUCGAAAAUGGCGCAAGCACUUGGGUUCCUUGGGAGAUUCGACCUGGCGAGACCCUCACCACAGGCACUGUACAUAUGGACCAUAAGAAAACGAAAAAGAAAACUUUAUUUAAACGAUUAUUCAGUUCAGGAAAAGGAGGGAAUAAAAAAGAACAGGAAUUAAAAUACCUGCAAUGUUUUGACGGUGAAAACAGAGAAAUUAUGGUGCCGUUGAUAAUGACUGGAGUUUUUAGUCCCGUCGGGGACCAAACAAAUCAAAACUACGACGCAGUGUAUACAUUGCAUGAUCUCAUAAGUGCCUUCAAUCUGCCAAUGAAAGCGCAGCUUAUUCACACAGACGCUCAUGGUUACGAAGGUGUACCUACUGGUGUUCUUCUCUUAGAGCGUCUGUGCGACAAAGAAACGGUGCUCGUUGGAAAACAUCCUUACGUAGAAGGAGAAAGUGAGACUUUUGAAAUUCCACUCAACGAAGAAUUUCACGUGGUAAAAGAACGUAAAAGAAAAUCUAAAAAACCGUCCAUAACUAAUGAAGACAAUUCUUAUAACCUAACUGAAACUUUGCCUAAUGGUCAUGUCGACUUGCCAAUAAGAGUUAAAGACCCUACUAAAAAGUCGAAAGGUAGCACCAUUCUUGAUAAACUGAGCGUUCGAUCAAAGAGUAAAAAGGAACGAGCGAGUAUAAAAGCUUUGGCAGAUGAAGGUAUCUUCUCUUCAAGAUUAAGUAAAAGUGGUGUUAGUUUUGAUGAAUUUUAUAAUGAUACUGAGCCAGACUAUGAUAAUAUUAAAGGUAAAUUUGAAGAAGCCGUCCAUAACACAGGCGCUGAGGAAUCUAUAAAAAGUAAAAGUGAAAUAGAUUUAGAAAAUGGCUAUUCAGUGACAAUGAAGCGCAGUGCAAAUCAGGACAGAGAUUUACCUCCUAUUCCAAAUAAGUCUAAAAGUCCCAAUAAGAAAAGAAGUCCCGAAAAUGAUUACGAAGAAUUGCCUGUAGCUCCUGGUCCUCCGGAUUUUUAUCUCAGCAAAGGAGGAGAUGAAAUCGACGGUCUGGAUGAUGGUUACAUGACACCGGCUAGAUUUAGGGAAUUAAAUGAAAGUUCUUCAACGGGAGAGUUUGAUGUAAUUGUGAAAAGAAAACCACCAACCGCGCCAAGAGAUUCUGUCCGUUAUACACGUGCUAGAAAAGUUAGAAGCGAAUAUUCGUCGCCUCCGUCCAAUUACGACGCGGAUACGGAAAACAUUCAGCAGUACUUUGAUUAUGCACUCGCAGAAGGAAACAAUAUGUCUCCAGCAGAGAAUCCCUAUGAUCGAAGAAGAGCACAACCGAAUAACCAGCAACAGGUGUUAAGAAGUCUGUCUCAAGAGGAAGGUAGACGGUUUAGUGACGAUACUGCAAUAGAUACUAGAACGUUAACUGGGUUUGCUAAAUUAAAGUCUCGGUCUCAGAAAAGUCUUAAUUUUGAAAGCAAUGCAACUGUUCGCAGCCAUAAUGUGCGUAGAAUGAGAGCUGCACAGGAUGUUUUUAACUUUUCGGAUUCACUAAGGGAUUUACGGCAACCAUUUCAAAAUGGCAGCGACGGGGCCGUAGAACCUACCUACGGUCGCGUUGUCGAUAACGAACGGAUAAAAUCAUACGUUUAUGGAGAACAAAGUCCAUAUGGACGGCUUGGGGGUCAUCAUUAUGUUGAAAGCGAGCCGGCCAUGCGACGAUACCAUCGCUCGUCGUCAAAUGCCGCAUUGAGUGAUUCGUACCCAAAACACGGUGACGAUUCGGCGAUCUCGAUGUGUUCUAGGGGCGAAUAUGGUCUCAUGAUGCCGGACAGUGAAUACAGUUAUUCGGAAUACUCGGAAUGGCAAGACGAUGGUUGGAUUCCUCCAGAUGAUAUUUCUAACUUAUCUGUACUUGAAGUCUCUAAGUCUUUAAGAUAUAUUGGUAUGAAAGACAGGGUUGUGAUACGCUUUGCCAGAGAACAAAUUGACGGUAACAUGUUAAGUAGUUUGGACGUUAAACUGUUACGUGAAGGUUUUCCGGAGCUAAAUUCAUUAGAUAUCAAAAAAGUUUUAGAUUUCGUUGGUGGAUGGAGACCUAAGAAAUAAAGCAGACAACUACUUCACAGUUUCGUUUUAAUGAGCUAUAUUUAUUUAUUACCCGUUGUUUUUCUUUCACACUUUCUGUAUAUAUAGGUGACGAAUAGGUUUCUCGAGUAUUUCAUGCUUAUUGAUCAUUCUAUGCUUGUUUUAUAGAUGAAACACAAUAAUUUUAUUUUAUCCUGUAUUGUUAUAUUGCAAUAGAAGUGACUGCACGUUACUGAUUAAAUCAUUUUACCAUCUUUUUUUUUUGAAGUAUUGUAUAUGAAUUUAAAGUUGGUUUGCUCUUUUUCAUUAUUACGAUAUUGGCAGAUAUUGUUUUUAAUGAAACAAUAUUAUCGAGUUUUCACUGUAUUAAAACCAUUGAGAUAGAAAGAUAAAUCAUUUGUUUACAUGUAAGAUAUAUCUAUAUAGAAAAUUAUCACCAGCACAAUAUACCAAACGACUCACGACAAAGCGCCUGACCGUAUAAACGAGCGUGCACAUUCCACAACAAGUCCACUAACCUUAUAAGAUUAGUUUCGAUGCUGCUUUAUAUACACACCCGAAUUGUACUGUACUACAUACUCAAAUCUCCGUUAUCAUGUCUUACAAAUCAGCUGUGAUAUUUCAGACGUAUAUGUAUUCGUAACCAGAUCUUAUUUUUUUAGGUCACCUCUCACUGUGAGCUUUUGUGAUCGCCCUUCGUCCAUCGUCUGUCGUCCGUCCGUAAUUUUUUUGUGAACACGAUAGAGACCACAUUUUGCAAUUGAUUUUAAUUAAACUUAAACAAAACAUAUACUGGCAUAAUAGCUCGGUUCCUUUCGAAAACUGACCAGAUCCCAUCAUGGGUUCCAGAGUUAUGGCCCCUUAAAUUUUCUAAUUUGGCCCUUUCAGACAUACAGAGGUUUCAUUUAUGCUUUGGUUUGACACAAACUUGCAUAGAAUUUUUAUCUUGAUAAUCUCUAGACUAAGUUCGAAACUGGGCCAUAUGAGGUCAAAAACAAGGUGAUCCCAUGAUCCCAUGUUCAUGAAACUUCGUCAGAAUGUUUAUUUUGAAGAUUCCUAGGCCAAGUUUGAAACUGGGUCAUGUGAGUUCCAAAACUAUGUCACCCGCUCAAAUCAAAGAAAAGUUUGUUAGCACUCUACAGGCCAUAUCUAUAACCCUGUCUUCAUGAAACGUGGUAAGAAUGUUUACCUUGAUUGUUCCUAGACCAGGUUCGAAACUGGGUCAUGUGGGGUAAACUCAAAUCAAAGGAAACGCUUAACACUGUAGAGGCCAAAUUUAUGACCCUAUCUUCUUGAAACUUUCUCAGAAUGUUUAUCUUGAUGAUUUCAAGGCCACGUUUGGAUGAUGUGGACACUCUAGAGGCCACACUUAAGACCCUAUCUUCAUGAAGCUUUCGCAGAAUGUUUAUUUUGAUGAUCCCUAGGCUAAGUUUGAAUCUUGGUCAUGUGGAGUCAAAAACUAGGUCACCUGCUCAAAUCAAAGGAAACGCUUGUUAACACUGUAGAGGCCACAUUUAUGACCCUAUCUUCACCAAGUUUAUUGAACUCAUGACCCCUGGGUUCACAUAGACAUACGUAGUAGUAAAUUUAAAAUCUUCUGGAACCACAUGAUACAGACUUUACAUAUAUUGCAUGUAGCGUAUUUAACAGGUGAGCGAUAAAAAGUCAUCAUGACCCUCUUGUUUCAUUUUUGAUUAAAACGUUCAAGAAAACAUUGAAUGUAGUGUUUGCAAGGUGAACAAACAAUUUUAUUUUACUCCCUUUUUGUAAUUAAAAGGUUGUUCGGUUCUGGAUACAUGCUGUAGUACUACGAAAACCACGGUACUCAGUGGGAAAAUAUGCUAGCCGGUUUCAGUCGUGCAUUUCUCGCCUAAAACAUGCAGCUCGGCAAAUGAAUGUUUUGUAUAUUGAACAACUGGUAAUUCAUCUCCCUUCCAUCGUGCAGUCACAGUUUUUUUUCGAUAUUUAUAUUGCAGAUUCGUUCUGGCGAAGGGAAAUAACUACAAACUUCGAAUAAUUGGUUUUGUAUAAGAUACUGUCCCCUCGCCGUAUACUGCCCUAUUACGGGUCAUAUAUGUCCUUGUCUAUAAUGUGGAUGCCUGAUUUUUGUUACGAACAUAAAAUAUACUAAUUUCUUGUCAAAUCCUACUUUUGAUAAUUGUUUUUUCAUAUAUUUAUAAGGUUUGAAUGUUGAUAAAUAAAGUACUGUUGAAUACA
Molecule: messenger RNA, 4458 nt
Organism: Mercenaria mercenaria
Lineage: Eukaryota; Metazoa; Mollusca; Bivalvia; Venerida; Veneridae
Exons: 1
Coding region: 1-2262 (753 amino acids)
Source: RefSeq, a predicted model, not a curated record